AUGGCAACAGGACAGCGUUUUCCCAGCGUGGACCAUGUCAUGUGGCGGAACAACCUAGAGGACCUGCCACAGGCCGUCGGUAGCUCAUUAGAGAGCCUGCUGCAGGCGUCCACGCCAUCGUUUCGGCAGCGAACGAAAGCCUAUGCCCUUGCCGUCGAGUCCUACACGUUGCCGUCAUCGGUGGAAACUAACGCGUGCGAUUCAAGACUUGGCCUUGUCUAUGCACGGGCCACGUGCUAUAGAAGCCAGAAGAAGACUGGCCGGCCGUACAAAGUACGCCUGACUUUCAAGUUAUCAAGUGGUGCUGUUGAAGAUGCAACCUGUGAGUGUCCUGCCGGAGAAAGCGGGGCAUGCAGCCCUAUCCUGGCCGCACUUCAACUUCUCAUCUUUAUGAGAAAACGUGGCUACAAAGAGGCUCCACCCGAGUUGAGCUGCACAGAACUGCCUCAACAGUGGCGGCGACCUCGACGACAAGGCAUAAGGCCUGUGAGUGUGCAGGAAGUGGACUGGAGGAGCCCACGUGAAAAUGGUGUACCAGAGCCGACACCCAGACGGUUGUUUGAUGCUAGAGCUGUGAAGGAUGACGAGAAAGAACAGCUGGACAGUCUCCAUCAGCUCGGAAGAGUCCUUAAGGAGCUCGGCAACGAUGACUUUGGUAUGGUUCUGAUGGCAGCCAAAGGUCUAUUUGUCGAAACAAAGCUUGGACUGGCACCUGUUGGCUCACCAUUGUCCUACCAGAGGGCAAUCGUUCCAGGAGGCUUCAAGACGUGGAUGUCAUCUAGCAUCUCAAAAGGAACGGGCGAUAUCACUCCUGUCCCAGAGCUCCUGCUUUUUGAAGAAGCGUUGCCGCAUACCUUGUGUGGCACUUACACUGCAGAUGAGCUCAGGAUAUUGAAUGAACUUAAGGUGUCUGCACAAGACGCACAGGAACUUGAACAAAAUUCAAGGCAGCAGAGCCACAGUUCACACUGGAGAGAUGGACGUCGACAUACAUUAACUGCAUCGCAUUUUGGUCGUGUAAUUAAGAGAAAUGAGUGGACAGAAACAGGGCUGCGGAACCUCAUUAAGCCAAAGGACUUGUCUCGCGUUCGUGCUGUGCAAUAUGGAAUCGCCAAGGAGAGUGUAGCUGCAGAUCGUUAUGCAAAUGUAAUGCAGUCGUAUGGCCAUAAUGUGACACUACACCAUUCAGGAUUGGCUGUCAAGCCGGCCUUUCCAUGGCUUGGAGCUAGCCGAGAUAGAUUUGUAUAUGACCCAGAGGAGCUGACAUAUGGUGUCCUUGAGAUCAAGUGCCCUUACUCGAAGGAUAGCCAACCAGAAGAAGCCAGGAGCAAGAAGUUCUGCAUGAUUUUUGAAGAAAAUGAUGAGCCACAACUGGACCGUGACCACGAGUAUUAUGCCCAGGUGCUCGGUCAAAUGGGCAUAACAGGCUGCCUAUGGGCGGACUUCGUGGUGUGUUCGGAGAAAUGGAUAGCCAUCGAGCGUAUUCGCUUUGAUAAAAUAGAGUGGCUUAGUAUGCGUAAAAAACUUGACAAAUUUUUUUUCGAACACAUGCUGCCUUACACGAGCAGCCAGCACUGAGAACUGAGACUAAUCCUUAAGGAAGUGCAACACCAUGUCA
This is a messenger RNA of Rhipicephalus sanguineus (brown dog tick), 1618 nucleotides long. RefSeq lists its product as uncharacterized. The record is from RefSeq and is a predicted model, not a curated record. NCBI's taxonomy places the organism in Eukaryota, Metazoa, Arthropoda, Arachnida, Ixodida, Ixodidae.